Molecule: messenger RNA, 8154 nt
Organism: Dermacentor andersoni
Lineage: Eukaryota; Metazoa; Arthropoda; Arachnida; Ixodida; Ixodidae
Product: alpha-N-acetylgalactosaminide alpha-2,6-sialyltransferase 5-like
Biological process (GO): ganglioside biosynthetic process
Molecular function (GO): alpha-N-acetylgalactosaminide alpha-2,6-sialyltransferase activity
Source: RefSeq, a predicted model, not a curated record
CCUAAUGCAGCAUAUGGAUCAUAAUGCUCAUAACAAAUUUGUUUCUUUUGCACAAAAAGUGCUCUCAUGCAUGAAAAUGAGACGGUGUGAAAUCAGAGCCGCAUUAUUAAAGGGAAAUAAUGUAAUAUAUGUUCUUUGUCAAAAUAAUUAUAUGAUGGUAUGUAUGGCGAAUACCCCAGAUCUAGCUGUAGAGCAACUUAGUUACUUUCCUACUUUUCCUUUUUCCGUUCACUUUCCAUUUACCUGUAGCGCAUGAAUCUUAAGAGGACUCAAGAUAAUGAAAGAUUUUUUUAACCUAAAUCUCUGCAUAUUUGUAUGUCCCCGCAUCAAUGAAACGCCCAUUACGUUUUUCGAGAAAUAGGCAAUAGCCUGAAAAAGCCGCCUGUACACUUCAGAUCGAAUCACAGCAACGUGUGUUCUGAUAGAGCUUAACGUAAUCUCAAAACUGCAAAUUUCCUGAAUAUUACUCCCAAGAGGAAACUCUUCGAGUAAAAUACCCACUAUUUAUUUUUACUUUUACAUUAUUUAUUGCCUGUCCUGGAUUACGCAAUUCAGCCUGUUCAGGUGAAUUACUUUACUAGGCAGGCGUUACUUGCACAAGAAAUCGCAAUAUCCAGGCGUAUAACUAAACACCACUGUUAAAUUAUUCACAUUCUGAGACGUGUUGCAGUUUGUUCUCAAGACUACCUGUAGUGAUAUAUCUUGUCUGCCUAGCAGAAAUGGUAAGACUCGCACUAUUUAUCACAUAUCGACCUUACACAAUGGCGUUUCAGUUAACAGUUUUACGAAAUCGUGUGUCAAGCAGUUAAUAGUGAGCUUACGCUUAACGAAACUGCAUUUUUAGCUGAUUUCAAGGGCGGAUACCUCGAAAGCGCCGAUAGCCUUAGAAUUUCUGUCAGGAAAGCAUGCCUUUACUACUGCCCGGCUUGAAUUUUGUUAUAUGGACAUGUGCCCUAAAGCGAAAGAUUAAAAUGGUAUUCAGUGAUAAAUUUUAUAUGCCACCAGGCCAAUAUUAUUUGCCGGCCGAACAACGUUCGCCUCAUCAGGUAAUCCACCUGAACAGGCCGAAUUGCGUGCUUUGCUUCGUGCAAUUAAUAAAUGUCAUGACUAAAAAAUAAUGAUACGACAGCAUACCAGAUUCAAGAGCCCAGUUGCAAAGGCACAUUACAACAAUCCAUUCAGAUAAUAAUUUCCAGACUCCUUAUUUAUUCGUAUUACGUAAUGCGUCGAUGAAUAAUAUACCUAUUCGCAACACAACGUUUUCAAGUGUACUGUUCUACCGCUUCAACUCACGAUAUUCAUUAUGACAACAAUAUAAUGUCAUUAUACAAUGCAACUUUAUAACCAUUCGUUUUCCCGUCUCACUUCAUCGGCCACAUGAAGGCAGUUCGACGCACUUCAUAACCUCCGCAAUUACAAAUUUCAACAAAUACAAAUUUGACAUGCCGAAACUGGCUGGACUUUCAUUCCUCCCGCUCAGGAUUCGCACGAAGGCGCUGAUUGUAAUUCAUGCACGGUCAAUACAUCACCGUCAUAUGCUUGCAAACAAAGAACGCCAGACCAGGAAGCGCCUCCAACUGCAGACAGCGCUGCAGCAGACAACGCAAAACGGCCGCGUCCUUGCAUCACCGCCACCGAGAACGGCGCCUCGCGAGGAUGAAACGCGAGAGGAGGAGGAUGCUGUGACGUCAUGAGGCGUCUCGCCGAAUCGGCGGGCGUACUACUCGCGCCCGAAACGAAAAUUGCCGCCGCUGCCAGUUCCCGGGGAAGAGUUGCAAAACGUAUUCGCGCCGCUUGCGAGCCGCGUGCGCGCGUGGUGUUUCGCCUGGGAUAUCACUGCCAAGGGUUUCGCUGCGCCGAUCCCCAAGGACUGGUGCUGAGAAAUGGUUCGCCUGUGCCGCCGCUUCUUGGUUCCGGCCACGCUCUGGCUGGCGUGCCUGCUGUGCACGCUCCAGAUGCUGGCCGCCCUCGUCGGCCACGCGGAGGAGGCUUCCUUGAAGGGCGAGCCGUCCCAGACGCACCGCAGGCUGCGACCCCGGCACGUGGGGGGCGAGCCCGAGGUGCGCGGCCGCACCUACCAAAGGCACAGGGCCGAACCGCUGGACGCCCGACACCGCGAGCUGCACUCGGAAAGGCUUCGACUCAACAGGCUUGUCCGACCACACCUGGUGGCCCGCAGGCAGAUAUUCAGCGAUACUUCCUCCCAAGGCGGGGCCUCGCACUUCCUGGGUUAUGGAAACGAGGACGCUCAGCUCAACUUUAGCUGCAGCAGCUGCGCUCUUGUCGGUUACUCCGGUCACCUCCUUGGCUCUGGCCUCGGAGACUCGGUCGACGCCUCGGAGUGCGUUAUCCGCCUGGGCCGAUCACCCAGUCGAGGCUACGACCAGGACGUGGGAAGCAGGGCUACAUUCCGCCUGAUGCACGCUGACACACUCCUCGAACUACUGAAGGGACCCCAGCGAGAGAAGCGCCUGUCCAGCGGCCCGCUGACAUCCGAUCAGCUAGUGCUGUUCGGCACGCCAAAGAAGGCCACUCCUGCGUCACUACGAGCACGACUGGAGAGCACCGGUGGACCACGCUUGCUCAGCCUUCGCCGAAGCGCAGAGCAUGCUGCCGCGAGGAGCCUCGCCGAGCACGCACGCACACUAGGGUACCAACUUUCCGGAGCAGAGCCGUCAACCCUGUGGCACGCCAUCAAACUCACAGAGACGAUAGGUUGCCAGUCCUUGAACAUGUUCGGAGUUCCUGAGCCCAAGAUAUGCAAGCGCCAUCGUAACGAGCCUUCGCGUUCCCGCUUCUGGGAGUACGCGUCCUCGCCUCAGUGCGUGGACGGUGUCGACGUGGGCCACAACGACAACCCGCUGAGACCUGAUCCCGGCCAGCUAAGCCUGGUCGACCGUAGGGCGUUGGCUGGAUGGCUGCAGUCCGCGCAAAAGCCUGCCAUCCAAUUCUUCGCGCCCACGUGGAGUCCCUCCCAACCUGCGUCUGUUUCUGCCGCUGCCACAUGACGUAGCCAGAGGAACAUUGCUAAUAUGCACAUAAGUUUAGCGCAUCAGCUGCCGCGAUAGUUCGCAGCAGGACACGUUGUGUUUGCCCAGAGGACGCCAUUGUGCAACUUGUGGUAACCUCGCAGUGCGCGUCGGAUGUGACGCUGUUCGGUGAAAUUAAGAAAGGUUCCGACUAGUGCUGGAGGAAAGAAGGCAGCUUGCACCGCAAGGCCGACACCGUUACGUCUUCGUUUUGUGAGACCGCCAUCCUGUGAUGCCUCAUAAGGAAAAUGCGACGCUUCAUCGCGCUGCAGUGUUCCGGGAAUCAGUCUUGUCGACAAAGAAAGCAUAAACAGGACUCGUGUUACUGAAAGGCAUGUGUACGUGCAACAAUGUAGAUUCGUGGAACGAUAAGCACAAUGCCAAACGUCAACUGCGAAUCCCUACGUACUGGCUGAACUUUGAGUUGUUCAUGUACAGGAGCUUUCGUCAAAGUAAAGGACUUUUUUUUAUUCUUCUGGUUGCGGCAGUGAUGGGCUGAAAUGGGCUGGGCUUACAUGUGUUUCUCCAAUGUGAAAACUUCACUGGGUCAGGUUGUCUGCUUAGAACAGACUUCCAGCCUCACACAAACCUGCCCUGCGAGGACGACUCGCUGUGUACCUGGUUCUGAUCACCUUGUCGAGGACUCAGUGCAGCGAUUGUGGCCGUCAUCAGCUUCGAGCCGCAGCAUGAACGGCCAGGACAUUGUUACAUCGAGCCCUUGUUCUUGGACUAGGUGACAGUGUAAUACACUGGACUAAUUGCUGUCGUCCCCUGUGACCCUGACGAAGACUCAUCAUAUGCAAUAUCUCAUCUGCGCUCGUGUGCACGCCAAGUGUGAAAACUCAAUGAAUGUACAGGCCGCGUUAUUACCGUUGGACGAACCUACGACAGAGUGCUUGAAAAUCAAUUUUUUGCUAUAAAGCUACCCUCGUAAUUGAACCAUAUGCCGUACCAUUUAUCACGAAAUACCAAACUGGGCAUGCUGCAGAGAAUAUGAAAAUGCCUGCCCAAGCUGAUCUACGUUCGGCAACUUUGCUAGUGAAGCAUAGAGGGACUGCACGGAAUACCGCUUAUAUGGUGUUGAUUAUAGCGAAGCACCAUAUUCGUCGGUGAUUUCAACGUCACAUACUGAGAUAGCUUGUGUUUCUGAGCUUGUGGGAUGCGAUGUUUAUUACUGCUAAUGUGAUUAACUAGGAAGAGCUGAGAGUACACAGACACUCAUGCACUUAUGAGAAUGUGUGUUGACUGAGCCAUUGCAUUUAAAUAAUUUCGCGCGUUAUUGUGAUUAACAGCUGCCUUGCUGCAAUCAGUACCUUGGCUAGGCUUACACUGUGUCACUUUACAUUGAAGCAAGUCACGGGGUCCCGAAAACAGCAUUCUAUUUGAAGGUGGUUGAUAUGGUGCCACUUUAGGAAACAUGCGAAACUAUCAAAAUGGAAUACAAUACAUGGUCACUUUGUCGCAAAGACUUCUCUGUUUUGUUUAUUUUGAAGUGUUUAUAAGUACAGGUUGGUGCUUCUAAAGAGGGUCGACUGCUGCUCUGCUAUGACGUAUAGUAAAAAGAAGAGAGUCGCUCUACGAAGAAUAUAACCACAGGAACGUACAAAAGUGACAUUAGCAAUAGUGCAUGCAAUGUAGUCGCAAACGCUUACUUUUUAAGAAAACGAAUCGUAAGAGAAGUUCAGUACAAAUGCUGUGCGUGUGUGUGAGAGAGAGUGAACUUUAAUGAGAACCAGCAGUUUAGUCGGCUGGGCCUAGGCCUCCCACGAUAGGACGUCGAGGUCUUGCCUCUUCGCCGCUUCGUAGGCCUGCUGGGUCGCCCAGAGUUGGUCGUCGAGAUUGGAGCUGCGCAGGGCGGCGUGCCAUCUCAACCAGAGAGCCACGAGGUUAAGGUCUGGGUAUUGAUGUUUGCACUCCCACAGCAUGUGGGGGAGCGUUGCUGAUUGAGUUUUACAGAUGCACGUGUGGUUUGGGUAUAUGUCGGGUAUAUGAUGUGGUAGCGUGUGAGGGAGGAGUAUGUAUUGGUCUGUAACUGGCGAAGGGUGGCUGCCUGUGCUUUGUUUAACUUGCGGUAAGGGGUGGGGAAAGUUCUUCUCUCGAGGUAAAACGACUUCACAAAGUUUUUAUAUCUUGUAAGGCGGACGCGUCCUGCGGAUGCACCUGUACCGUCUCCGGCACGGUUUACUAGUCCUCGUACUACGGAGUGUGUAACCCCGUUGAGGUUGGUGAAGUGCGGGUGGACAUCGCCAGCGUGUGCUGGGAUCCAGACGAGGGUGAUUUGAUUUUCAGACGAAUGCCGGGCUUGUUGUAAGAUACGGAGUGAUUGUUGAGAAAUACGACCCUUGAUGUUGUUGAUUGCUGUGCGAGAAUCGCUCAGUAUGGUGUGGCAGGCAAGAGUGGCCAGGGCGAUGGCCACUUUCUCGGUGGUCUCGGCAUUUUGGGUAACGAUGCUAGCAGCAUGUCGGACCAAACCGCCUGCUGAGGUAACCGCCGCAAAGCGACGUCCAUCUUGGUAUUCAGCUGCAUCGACGAAGGUGACGUCCGCGGUGUUGGCAUAAGCCUUGAUGAGGGAGGUAGCUCGUUUCUUCCUGCGUUCUUUGUUGUGGUCUGGAUGCAUGUUUUUGGGGAAUAGGGUUGGCGUGUAUCGAUUGCUGAAUGUCGCGUGGUAUUGGGUGUUUGUCUCCAUGUUGACGGUGGUAGGUGAUAUCAGGAUUCGUUAGAAUGCUGCGGCCCCUUUCCGUGAGGGUAAGCUGCUCCAGUUGGGAUCGACGUUGCGCUUCGAUUAACUCUUCUAGCGUGUUGUGGAUAUCUAAAUGUAGUAGUAGUUCCGUGCUGGUGUGGUUGGGUAGGCCUGCUUAUAAGCUCAUCUGAUGGAUGAUGUCCGGUUUAGUCUUUUCAGGUUUGUACCAGUUGAGAAAGGGCGCAACGUAAGUAAUGUGACAGAUUAUAUAUAGAGAAAAAAAACAUUUUGUAUAUCGUUACUACGAGCAGAGCAAACAUAGCUUACCCAUAGCUUUACAUGGGUUGAACAUGUGUCCAAAAUGCAAACUAAUAACCAGUACAAUCUACAUUAUUGGCAAAUUUGGAAUAACUUUCCAGAUAUCUAGCUUAAGAAAUUCCCCAGUUCACGCUCUGCCUGCAUUCGCGGUGCUUCUGCUGAGCACACACCCGAGAGCUUAUCAUACCAGCGGCCUUCUAUCAAGAAUCUGCAGCCUUCUUGACAGUGUUUGGUGGUAAAAUCGUUUCUUUUUGUUUUUUAAGAUUACGUCAACUCUGUUCAUAAAUAGAAAUUCGAAACGCCCUACUGCCUAAAUGGCUGUAACCAGAACUAUGUUGAGGCAGCAUUAUCGUGUUUUCACGGAAAUGGUUCCUCGAUAUGCUGACAAUGGUUGACUCACAUAAUGUAAAUCCACCUAAAAAACAAAAUUUUCCCCAGUACCCGGUGUUAGGCUGCGAAUAAAACAAAUAUUCUAUAUGCAAAGCUUCAGCCUCUCGGAAUGUGUAGCAUUCGGGAACUCGUACAGGAUGAUUCAAACACAUGUUCAAUUUAGACCAAAGGCAAAUAAGAACAAUGAACAGGGUGUCUACCAAUCGAUAAAACCGGCAAAACCGGGAAUUCUCAGGGAUUUUCAAUAUUCUGGAAAAACUAAGAAAAAACUGAGGGAGUUUGUGCUUCUGUCAGGGAAAAUUAGCUGUAAUUUUAUUGAAGGCGAACGAAAGUAGCGGUAUACUGGCUUGAGUAACAGACAGGAAUCUUAACGAAUUGUCUUUGACACACUGUCGUCGGCUGGAGGAGUUGCCAGUGUACAGUGAACGACCGACUUUCCGGAUGCCCGAUAAUUCGGAAGGCUUCGCGGCACCAUCACGUACACUAUAAAGUGAAUGUAGCAGAGCGUCUGAAAUUUCGGAUGCACGAACCCAUUGCCGUCCGAUUUUCUGGACUUUUUGCCGUGACUACAUGUCCGAAACGGCAUUAAAGCCACUACCGCUAUCGUUUUGAUUGCCUUACCGCCUCGAACCUGCGCUGUCGCACGCAAUCCGCUGGCAGCUGUAGCCACCACUGCUGUAACGCUAGGCCUAGCUUCUUCGACGUUCGCUCUUAAGCUUCUUGCCGUUGGGUGCCAUGUUUUUCAUUGGAAGAAUUCGCCGCUUUCAGCAACGGCACCGAUUCCGCCUUCGAGGUUUUCGCGAUUGGCUUCGAAGCUCGGAAAGCACAAUGCGUUGCAUAAUGCCGGUUCCCGAAAGUAAGCUUCGCCUUUGUACAGAAGUGUUACUUGGUGGAGCAUACGCAACUGUAUUGCGGUGAAGCAUAACAAGCGUGAAAGGGGGCUGUUGCUACAAGACAUAGUAUGGAUUCCUUAAUUACACACGCGUGCACACACUAUCUCCUGUCACAGUACGAACACCUAUAUGCCGAAUACGUGUACUGACGGGCCUUCAGAGGAUUUUCGAAUGUGCCUGUGGCGGUUGAGCCCUUGAGGGUAGUAAAAGACAUGUAUUCAUUUUGUUUCCAAAGUGGCCGAUUUUUCGGCCGUUUUUGCAGCCCCUAGGCAGUUCGAAAUAUCAGACCAGACGUUGACUAUACAACUGACCAAGAAGGUGCUUCAAAUUGUCUGUUGGGCGUACGAGCAGCGGAAGGAGGACGAGAACAGAAAUGACCUACGCAUUGAGGAAUGAACGGGAAAGAAAGCGUGCUGCCGCCGUUUUGAGGGAGCUUCAGCUAAAAAAACAAAGUGUUGGCUGAUGCCGAGGCGCAGCUGUUCCUCAUCCAUAUCAAAAUAAACUUGAAAGCAGUGAAACAUAACAGUGAGGUGCCGUGCGCGGUCUGAGAGUAUGUCAGGACAGCUGAAGUUGACUUACAAGCUGUAAAGAGAGAAUCUCGAUUGUGACAAAGUUCGGGCCUCAUACAACUGACCUUGCUAUCAGUUGACAGAUAUAGCCCAUAUUCGAAAAUAUUUCUCGUGUGUAUGCAUCUUCUUUUUAUUCUUUUACUCGUAUUUGAUAAUGUAUGGCUGAAUUUGCAAUUUUUUUCGGGGACAUUUUAUUUGCGGUGCAUUUUACCAACCCCUCCCUUCUAUUCUCUUUUUGAAUAAAAUAAACACUACUCCUUAGUGUUCAAACUGGA